This is a messenger RNA of Trematomus bernacchii (emerald rockcod), 5651 nucleotides long. Its product is annotated as NACHT, LRR and PYD domains-containing protein 13-like. The transcript has 14 exons. The record is from RefSeq and is a predicted model, not a curated record. NCBI's taxonomy places the organism in Eukaryota, Metazoa, Chordata, Actinopteri, Perciformes, Nototheniidae. The coding region runs from base 335 to 3475 and encodes 1046 amino acids. Gene Ontology annotation, molecular function: protein binding.
UUCCUUCUUUCUAAUGGCCCGCCCAUCUGAACAGAGACACUUAUUCAAUGAACACGGAACAAGGAACGACCUGAAGGCUUUUGGACAAACCUCUGCGGAAAUGGCUGAGAAGAGAAAAACAAGGAGGAGGUCCAUCUCUGAGCCGAUCAGCAGUGAGCAAAGUGGGGUUUUAUUUUGAAGGAAAUCGAACGUUAAUAUCUGAUGAGGAUUUCCAAACUGUCUGCAUGUAACCUGAAACCUUCCGAGACAUCGUUUGGGAAAAAUCGCCACAAGGACACCACAGUUGGGGUUCGGUUUAUAUCAGGCUACUUUGGACACCUCUGCAGCUGCAGAAAUGGCCGAGAAGAGAAAAACAAGGAGGGUGUCAAUCUCUGAGCCAAUCAGCAGUGAGCAAAGCGAGAUAACCGAGGAGCCAGGUGGAAAGAAACGUAAAAAAGAUCUUGAACCAGACCCUGCUGCAGAAAUGGCUGAGAAAAGAAAAACAAGAAGGAGGUCCAUCUCUGAGCCAAUCAGCAGUGAGCAAAGUUCACAGAUGAAUGAAGAUGAGUCCACAGCUCCAAGUAUCUCAGCCAGUGAUCGAUCCAAAGAGAUAAUAGACUUUAGUAAAGGGCUCAAACGUUCACCGUCCAGCGAGUCAGCAGCUCCAAGUGUCGCUCGGAGUCAUCAAUCCAUCGGCGAGCCGAUAUACUUUAAUGUGAAAAAAAGCGAGAUAACCGAGGAGCCAGUUAGAAAGAAACCUAAAAAAGAUCUUGAACCACAGAGAGAAGCUAAGGAUGACCCUGGGAGCAGCCAUCUUUUAAAAAUACAGACUAAUCAUAGAAAUGAAAUGCUGAGGAAAUUUGCGAAGACAUCUGAAGGUAACGGCGACCAAGAGAGCUCCCUGGACAGCAUCUACACUGAGCUCAUCAUCAGCACCGGAGAGAGUGAAGGGCCACAUGAAGAACAUUCGUUCAGACAACAAAGACAACCGUCUUCUACAAAUACAGUCCAUCUCAAGGACAUGUUUAGACAUGUUCUUCCCCAAGACACGACCCGCAGAACAGUCGUGACGAAGGGCGUCGCAGGGAUUGGAAAAUCGUUCUCUGUCCAGAAGUUCAUUCUUGACUGGGCCGAGGGAGAAGCAAACCAGGACUUUGAGUUUGUUUUCAGUCUUGCUUUCCGAGAGCUGAAUUUGAUAAGAGGUAACAAAAGCUUGCUCAAGCUUCUGAUUGAUAUUCACCCCGCACUUCGACAUUUGAAAGAGGUUUUAGACAAAGCCAAGGUUUUAGUGAUCCUGGAUGGCCUGGAUGAAAGCAGAAUUAAACUGGACUUUGAGAACAAGCCGGUUAAAUUGGUCACUGAAGAAACAUCUGUUGGUAAUCUCCUAGCAAGCCUCAUUCAGGGAAACCUCCUUCCCAAUGCGAGCCUCUGGAUAACAUCCCGUCCAGCAGCAGCCAAUCAGGUCCCUGCAAAGUAUGUCAGUAUGGUGACGGAGAUAAGAGGCUUCAAUGACUCGCAGAAAGAAGAAUACUUCAGGAGGAGAUUUAAAGAUGACGUCGACCUUCCUGAAAAGAUAGUUUCGCACAUACGCUCUUCGCAGACUCUCGACAUCAUGUGCCAGAUCCCCAUCUUCUGCUGGAUUUCUGGCAUAUUAUUCAAGGAGAUCUUUGCGGGAGACGAGAAAGCAGAAACUCCGCAAACCCUGACAGAGAUGAUGGCGCACUACCUGCUUGCCCAAACAAAACGCAGAAGCAGAAAGUACGACAAGAGCCCAGAGAGAAACAAAGAGAAACUUCUGAAGAAACACAAGGAAUUUCUUCUGAAACUCGGCAAACUUGCAUUUGUUCAGCUGCAGAAUAACAACAUCAUCUUCUAUGACGAAGACCUUAAAGACUGUGGCAUUGACCUACAAGAGGCGACCAUCUACUCUGGAUUUUGCUCCACAGUUCUCAGGGAAGAAUAUGUCAUUUCCCAGAAAAAGGUCUUCUUCUUUGUGCACCUGACCAUUCAGGAGUUCUUUGCAGCCCUUUUUGUUUAUGAAUGUUUCAUAAGCAAGAAUACAAAAGAGCUGGGCAACUUCCUCGACCUGAAGGACCAAGAACAUACCUUAUACGAUCUUAUGAAGAUGACAGUUGACAAAGUAUUGGAGGAGCAGAACGGCCACCUGGACUUCUUCCUCAGAUUCCUCCUUGGCCUUCUGGUAGAACCAAACCGCAGAUUCCUUGAGGGUCUCCUGACAUCGCCAGACCCGAGCCAAGAUACCGACAAGAAGAUCUUGACACAUCUUAAAGCCCUCCGAAGAAAGGCCCUUUCUCCAGAGAGUUGCAUCAACCUCUUCCAGAGCAUGGUUGAGAUGAGAGACACUAAAGUGAAAGAUGAGAUUCAGGAAUAUCUCAAGAAGUCCGAUCGUUCAAAAACAGAGCUGACUCCGCUGCACUGCUCUGCGCUGGCCUACAUGCUGCAGGUAUCAAAGAACCAGCUGGAUUGGUUGGAAUUGAAAAGCUUCAACACAUCAGACGAAGGCAGAAGGAGGCUGAUACCAGCAGUGAGGAUCAGCAGGAAGGCCAUCCUCGCAGACUGCAAAGUGACUGAAGAAUGGGUGAAACAUCUUUCCUUUGGUCUGAAGUUCCCCUACUCACCUCUAAGAGAUCUGGAUCUGAGCACCAAUGACCUGAAAGACUCAGGAGUGAAGCUGCUCUGUGACGGACUGUCCAAUCCAGGCUGCAGACUCGAAAGGCUGAGUUUGUCAGGUUGUCAGGUCACAGAGAAAGGCUGUACUGAUCUGGCUUCGGCUCUGAAGUCCAACCCCUCCCAUCUCCUAAAGCUGGAUCUGAGCUAUAACAAUCUGGGAGACUCUGGGGAGAAGCUGAUGUCUGAGUUGAGAGAAAAUACACAAUACAAGCUCAGCGAACUCCUUGUUGAACACGGUGGAAGUCACCGGAUGAUAGAUGGACUAAAGAAAUAUGCCUGUAAGCUCACUCUGGACCCCAACACAGUCCACAAGAACCUCCUUCUCUCUGAAGAGAACCGAAAGGUGACCUGGGUUGAAGUCGAGCAGCCGUAUCCCGAUCACAAAGACAGGUUUGUUACCUGCCAACAGGUGUUGUGUGAACAGGGUCUCGACGGACGCUCCUACUGGGAGAUGGAGGUGUUGGAGCCCUUCAUGGUUGGAUUAACGUACAAAUCCAUUGGCAGGGAAGGGCAUGAUGGCAAGCUGGGAAGCAACGACAAGUCAUGGUGUCUGGUUUGCUCCAAUGAGGGUUGUUUUGUUACGGGCGAUGGAGAGAAAGUCAGUGUGCCUUCACAUCAUUCACGCUCCAGUCGGGUGGGGGUGUAUCUGGAUAAGCCGGCCGGCAAUCUGUCUUUCUACAGGGUUUCCUCCGACAGCCGGACCCGCCUCCAUACCUUUAAAACAACGUUCAACGCGUCGCUCUAUCCCGCAGUUGGUCUUUACACUGUCCCCAAGAACUCACAGUCUUAUGCCUUGUUUUGGUGAUGAUGUGCGGGAGGUGGAAUAGAGAGAGUAGGUUCGAGUCCCACUGCAGUCAGCAUGUCGUUGUGUCCCUGGGAAAGACACUUCACCCCAAAUUGCUCCUGUUGGGAUUGCACACAGUAUUGAGUAUGUAAUUUGCUUUGGGUAAAAGUGUCUAACAAGUGACAUGUAAUGUUGAUCCAGUCAAGAGGUAGACAGUGAUACAGCUGAUCGAUUACAGCCUUGUAAAUAAGUCAUUUUGUUGCAUGAUGAAGUUCUGUUUCUUGGACUUUUCUAUUGACCAAGGGUCGUCAACGCAAGUACUGCGACGGAAAUAUCCUGUCACUUCAGUACAAAGACUUAAAUAUGCCUUUUAAGACUUACCUUUGCAAAUAAGUCAAAAAAAAAAGACUUGCCACUGAUACAGAAUGGCUGCUUAUUAAUCCAAUUGCAUUAACAAUGGUUUGUAUCUUCAUUGUUGACUGCACUUAUUGUAGGUCGCUUUGGACAAAAGCAUCAUUUAAAUGUAAUGAUAUGUAAAUGUACAGUAUAACCUAGCUUGUGUCAUAUAAGCGUAAUUCCCACAAGCAAUGCUAGGCAUCUUUACGAAAAGAAUAAAAAAAUAAAAAUAAAGACAAAACAACCAAAUACAAAAACAUGCUACGACUUCAGAAAUAUUCCAACCUUUUCAAGAGAGGAGAGUGCAGCAUUUUCUUUUAAAUCGACUAGAUUUGAAGCCAGGCCUUUUCUUUUUUAAACGUUUUCCGGAUGUAAAUAGGUUAUAUCUUUUCUGUUUUUUGAGUUACGUUUAAAGCAUUGCCUUUUAUUAUUUUCUCUAUGAUUUUUAAAUGAUUUAUUAUCUUUACCUGUAUUCGGGGGGAGGGAUAAACGAUGUUCCAUAUUUCAUGUCGUGUGUAGUUUUGCAGGACCAAAUACAUCUGUGUGUUUAAGACUUAAGCUGCUCUUUCCUUCGUCUACAUAUGUGUGUAAAGUCUCUAUGACCACAUCCAGAGGAAACUAAGCUUGUGUGUGUGUGUGCCUUAACUUUAGAAACAAUAUCCAAUAAUGCAUUUAAGACUUUAGCUGCUCUUUCCUUCAUCUACAUCGGUGUGUUUAGAUUCUAGCAAUGACCAACUACAGAGAAACUGAGUUGGCCUUAACUUUAGAAAAAGUAAAUAAUGCAUUACAGACUUUAGUUGCUCUUUCCUUCAUCUACUCUUUAGUCCUCAACACUAUCAUCCAUAUACAUAUAUCCACCGUAAUAACAUAUCUUGUAUCUAAGCUUUCAGAUUACAGCAGAUCUGCAGUAACAUCCGAAGGAGUCAUGUGAUCACAUUGUUAAAAAUAAGCUUAUAAAACAUUUUAGGUAAGUUUCCAACAACAGAGACAGUUGUCCAGCUUUACAAUCCUGAACGUCACCAAGCGCUCCGGUCCCAGCUGUGUGCGUCACUCUUUAGUGUCCCCUGGUCUCCCAGCUGUGUGCGUCACUUUUUAAUGUCCCCUAGUCUCCCAGAUGUGUGCGUCACUCUUUAGUGUCCCCUGGUCUCCGUUGUGUUUUGAGCGUCCUGCAGUGUCUCGUUUAUGCUGUAACGCGUGUGCACCGGUUGGAAUUGUUUGUAGAGAUGCCAUCAUUAAUCAUAUUAGCAUUAGAUGUGUCUUUAUUCCAUAAUCAAAUUGUUUGUCUUGAAUUUUGAAAAUGUGUCUGUGAUUGUAACAUUUGUUUGACGAUUAUGGGAUUGUGUUCAUGCAAAAAAAAAAAAAGUGUAUUUUUGUUUUUUGACUUUUAAUUGUUUAUCUGCCUCACUUUUAAUCGUUUUUUUAAAUGUAGCUAUACUGCAUAGAAGGUAUUACAAAAACGUUUGAAUCACUCAAUGAAUCUAUAAAUACUGAAUAUUGUUUAAAAAAUCAGUUACAGUUUGGGAAUCUCAGAUGUAUAUAUCUCAAGUAUUCAUAAUGUGCAACAACAGAUAAAGGCCAUUCAUUGUUAAAACCAUCCAAAUCCAGUUCAAUUAAUAUUCCUUAAAUUGGACAAUAAACACAAGGUGAUUUAGAUUAAUUAAUAACCAUGGCAACCUAUGUCUUUGCUCAUUCACUCUUCAUGUAUUUUACCUUCAUGGCUUCAUACAGUAAAUGUUGGAUGUUUUCAUGUUACCAUCACAUCUAUAUCAAUAAAACUUCAAUAAAGAAAGAUCUGUUUCUG